UCUUCACAGUCAUUUGUGUUGCAGUGUGAGGAUGAGGUUUGACUCGGUUGCUGCUCGGCUGAGGUCCAUGUAUGGGCUCUGUUUUGCCAGCCUGACCAGACUGCUGCAGCACUUGUGGGACGUCUUCUCAUCUCCAUCCCUCGCUGGCCAGGACGUGCUCACACUUGUGUCUCUAUGUUUGGCCCUCUCUAUUGUCACUGGUGCUCUUCUCCACCACUGGCUGGCCAAGACCCUGGGCUACGAUGGCGUGACCUCGACCCAGACGGCCUGCAUCUACAGCGUGCUCAUGUUCCUAGCCACGUUCCUCAGCCACCCGCUGCGCUGCCUGCUGACCCUCAUGCUGCCCACCGUAAGCACCAAGCAAGGACGAAAGGUGGUCUUGUCAGCGUCCGUCAUGCUCUUGAUGUUGAACGUCGUCCCAAACAUCACAGGAAACGUGGGCGUGGUUGUCAGGUUGCUCAGGUGCACAGCUGAGGCAUUUGCCCAGAAUUUGCUGAACUCCUCUGAACAUCUAAAUGUUGCCAAGCGAGACCUGGUGGAGGAAAUGAUCAAGGUAAAGGUGGAAGACUUCGGAAUUGUCUCAACCUUGAGGAGAUUCGAUCACAUCACGCACGUCAACGUCUCUGCCGUGAAAAGUUACUUUGUGCAUAUGAUUCGUCAGAUAGACCUGGACUUCUCACCCACCCGGGACAUGAUCAAGGAUGUGAAACUGGUGUCAUACCGGAUUCUCGGUGCAGUCUUUGUUGCCUUUAUUAUCGUAGAAUCCGCUCGCUACCUGAAGUCCUACCUGACAUCGGUUCAGUUUGCUCUUCAGCAGCAGAAGUUGAUGAGGAGGAGGAGGAUAACCAGAGAGGAGUUUGGUUCCUGUUUCAUAUCACUGCUCGUCGUGACAUUGUACUUCUUGGCUAUAACUUCGGUCGUGGCGCUGGAUUACGUGGUCUAUCACAUAGUCGAGACGAUGUUGCCAUGGCUACUGGACUUUCCUCCGACUUCUGCAGUCAUCUCAGUGGAUUAUAAGGUGCACUGGUUCCUGCCUGCCGCCUGCAUCACCCCUCACUCCUGCCGGGCUCGAGAGUUGGCCAACUUCCAGCAUGAAUACCGCUGGAACUUCAAUCCAGAACGUUCCCUCUGUGAUGAGAAACCCUCAGCCCCGAACAUGGCUGUGACUGUCCUGCUGGGAGCGCUGGUGCUGCUCAGCUACCUGCUGGUUUUUGCGGAGGUUUUCGCCGCACGACUGCGAUGGAAGAUCUCUGCCUCCUUCUUCAGGGAGCAGGAGAGGAAGAGGCUGGCCUUUGUGAAGCCACGGGGAGGGCGGAGUCAAGAGCAAGUGGAGUCCGUUCAUGUUGUGACGCAAGUUUAUUAACGUUGU
Molecule: messenger RNA, 1369 nt
Organism: Synchiropus splendidus (mandarinfish)
Lineage: Eukaryota; Metazoa; Chordata; Actinopteri; Syngnathiformes; Callionymidae
Gene: ocstamp
Product: osteoclast stimulatory transmembrane protein
Exons: 3
Coding region: 32-1363 (443 amino acids)
Cellular component (GO): membrane
Source: RefSeq, a predicted model, not a curated record